GGGUUCUCCAGAGCCCUUUCAGUCCCACUAAGUUAACUUCCAGAUCUAGGGCCAGCUUCAUGUCCAUGAUGAGCAAUAGAGAAGAAAAAAAAUGCAAAAUUCAUUAUUUUACUGUGAUCGUAUUUGCCUCUUCCUCAGCUAGUACUUAUUUUCUCUAUUGUCCAGUCAUCCCCCUGCUUCUUCCAGGGUUACUAGCUGUGGUCAUGAGACUUGGUGGGUGCUGUUCAUUUUCCAGGACUGUCCGAUAAAAGCAGCAGCUCUCUAGCCACCUUGCUUGUUUCUCUUCACCACUCACCAUGCAGUGCCCUUUCACUGAAAAAGGCCCAUGAGUCUCGCCUGCCUACUGUGGUAUCCCUUAUUCUUAAAUAGCCCUGCCACUCAUGACAUACCCAAUAAACAAUUGCUGAAUGAACGAAAGUUAAGACUCACAAAGUAGGUUUUUGCUCUAGUCCUAAACACUGAGGUUCCUGGAGGCUAGAAAGGAAGGCAUUAGCCCAUUCCUCCCUUCAGUGCUCCUCCAUCCAAUAGGCAGUGACACUCAGUGGCUUCCCAGUCCAGCAGCAACUACCUCUUCUACACCCAGCCCACCAGGCGAGUAAGCCUUUAUAUUGGGCAGGUGGGGUGGGAGGAGUAAUCUGAGGUGGUGUUUCAGUGACAUGUGGCAGUGCUCAGGGCUUAUUCAUGUCUCUGUGCUCAGGGAUUACUUCUGGCAUUUCUCAAGGAAUCAAAUACAGUGCCUAAGAUUAAACUGGGGUCAACCACCUGCAAGUCAAGCACCUUCACCCCUCUCUUACCUAUACCAGAAUUAGUUUAUCUAUCAGAGCACUUGCUUUUCACUCCUGUUUCAACACAUCAUUUUUCCCUUCAACAGCACGAAGCUUUAAAAUAAAAAGUAGGGGCUGGGGCGAUAGCACAGCGGGUAGGGCGUUUGCCUUGCAUGCGGCUGACCCGGGUUCGAAUCUCAGCAUCCCAUAUGGUCCCCUGAACACCGCCAGGGGUAAUUCCUGAGUGCAUGAGCCAGGAAUGACGCCCCUGUGCAUUGCCGGGUGUGACCCAAAAAGGAAAAAAAUAAAUAAAAUAAAAUAAAAAGUAGUUCCUUCUUAAGCUAGGCCUAGUCCCUCCAAAGCAAAUACUUGUCUGAUCAUCCAUGGAACUGGUUCUUUGUUGAUUUUUCUGCUUGAAAUGCUAAAUUCCUAAGGCUUAUCAUAAGUCUUUUGCAUUCUGCAAUUUCAACUCUAUUGUCACCUCUGGGGAUUUCUCAAAACCCAAGCCCUACCUUCCAAAAAAGGUUACUAUCCACUCCCUUCCACCCCUCCAAAACUCCUUCCUCACAGUCAAGUGAACUAGAAUAGUCAACUAGAAUACCUCCUUGAAUUGCUAGAUUAUCCUUUUACAUGUAGGCUUCUGCCCAGAGCAGGAAUCCUCUCCCCAAAGUGAGCAGAAGGGCUAAAGGGUCUGGACCAGAGACAUGGAAGAGCAGGUUAAGGGACUUGCUUCACAUAUGACCAAUCCAAGUUCGAUUCACAGCAUCACAUAUGAUUCCACAAGCCCAUCAAGGAGGAAUCCUUGAACACCACCAGUUGUGCCCCAAAGAGGAAAAUAAUGCAUCCAAAACCUCAAAGCAUGACUGUCAGCUAUGCUGCGUUCCCAGCCACCUUUCCCAUGUUGAGAAGUGUGGCAUGAGGGUGUGUUCUCCAGAACAGUCACUUACACAGAUACUAUCCAGGUCCCUUUUAGAAUGGUGCAGCUGUCACCUGGCUUCUCAACCUCACAGAUGCAUAUGUUGGUUUUCUUACACCCUCUACCACAAAAUCUAAAUGCAUAAAUCCUACACCUGGACACACCUUAGUCUCCGUUUGACUCCUGCUGUUAAGACGGGCUUGGAUCUAACAGCCUGUACCUCUGAUGCCAGAGGCCCUCGGGAGCAGGACUCUUAAAAUGUUUUGCCCUUUAUAAAGACACUUUCAAAUGGGAAGGGUAAUUAGACUUGGGUGAAGACAGAAAAGAAUGAGUAAAUGUGGCAGAUUUAGAGAAAAACUCUGCCCUUUGAGACAAAACUCUUGUCCCUUCUGAUUCUGACAGCAGGCCUCCAGCUCCUCUGGCUGUCCUGAAAACCCAGCUCUGCCCCACUCAGGCCCAGCUUUUCCACAGAACUGCCCCGUGCAGCCCCAGGUCCUCUAAGGCUGGAUCUCUUUCUGCAUGGCUACAGCCCCCGAACAGACUCCCCAAUUUCUAACUAUAGCUUUUCCAUCCUCCGUACCUCUGAGAUUAGUCAGCCUGGACUUUAGCUAGAAAGUCCGUUCUAUUGCAAUGCCAGAGAGAGCUUGGGAUGGGAGUCUGGAUCCUUGAGGAAGAUCCCUGAUAAUAGUAGUCCUCCUAUCCUGAGAACAAAGCCACUGGGAGAAUCUCUUGGAAACUCACUUGUGCCACAUACACUGCAUGCAACAGACACAACAUAGAAGUACACUGCCACACACAUGCACACAAACAGGUUAUACACAUACACAGGUACACAUAUAGGUAUGCACACUACACAUGUACACAUAAAAGACAAAAACAAAAGACACAAACACUGCAGACAUACAUGGACACACACGGACAUGGACACACACACACACACACACACACACACACACACACACACACACACACACACACACACACUGAAUUGGCCAGUUUCUUUUCUUAAGGACUAGAACAGGGUUGGGUUUGUUUUAUGUCUCUGCCAGAGUGCAGUCCCCUGGGAACAGGGAGGGGAUGACAGAGCAAUGGGCCUCAGCAGGUCUCUCUAGCUCCCAUCUCUUGGUUUAUGCUGAGGUUGUUUCUGCCCUUCAGAUUCAGCAAUCCUAUCUGUCCCUGCCCCCACUAGCCUGCACUCUGAGAAAGUGGAGACUAGUGGCUGGUGCUAUUUUAAGUCCAUCUCCUGACCUGCCCUCCCCCACCUGCUGCCUGUCUGUCAGGGCUAGAAUGCUGAUUGGCAGUUGGUCGUGUGGGGGCUGGGGACAGACUGUUAUAAGAGUCAGAAGCCCUGAAAAGGCAGCUGUCCCUGUGGGAGCCCCACCUCACUGCCACCAACAUGUCAACCCACCGUCUUGUACUAGUUCGGCAUGGGGAGAGCACCUGGAACCAAGAAAACCGCUUUUGUGGCUGGUUUGAUGCAGAACUGAGUGAGAAGGGAACAGAAGAAGCUAAGAGAGGGGCCAUGGCCAUUAAGGAUGCCAAAAUGGAGUUUGACAUCUGCUACACCUCGGUGCUGAAGCGGGCCAUUCGUACCCUUUGGACCAUCCUGGACGGGACAGAUCAGAUGUGGCUGCCUGUAGUCCGCACCUGGCGUCUUAAUGAGCGCCACUAUGGCGGUCUCACUGGCCUCAACAAGGCAGAGACAGCUGCAAAGCAUGGGGAGGAACAAGUGAAGAUCUGGAGGCGCUCUUUUGACAUCCCACCACCCCCCAUGGAUGAGAAGCACCCCUACUACGGCUCCAUCAGUAAGGAGCGCCGGUAUGCAGGCCUGAAGCCAGGAGAGCUGCCCACUUGCGAGAGCCUCAAGGAUACCAUCGCCAGAGCCCUGCCUUUUUGGAAUGAGGAGAUUGCCCCCCAGAUCAAGGCUGGCAAGAGAGUGCUCAUUGCUGCACAUGGAAACAGUCUCCGAGGCAUCGUCAAACACCUGGAAGGAAUGUCAGACAAUGCCAUCAUGGAGCUGAACCUACCCACGGGGAUCCCCAUCGUGUAUGAGCUAGACAAUACACUGAAGCCCACCAAGCCUAUGCGAUUCCUAGGUGAUGAGGAAACUGUGAAGAAGGCCAUGGAGGCCGUUGCUGCCCAGGGCAAGGCCAAGUGAUGACUCCAAGGAAAAACUGAGGCAUAUCUGAAGAAAUGGUGGCAGAACUGGAAACGAAAGGCCCAAGUUUACUUGCCAGUAACAACAUUAACAAAAAAUUAUUAGACACGUGAACAAAUGCUCUUGAUAAAAUGCUUUUGAAACUAAGCAAGUUUCCAUUAUAUGAUGACCAUUAUGGAUAUGUUCCAAAAUAGAAUGAAAAGGAAUGCAUCAAAGUGAACACGCACAAUGUGAGAACAAGCAACUUUCCCCACCCACCAACUUGUGACAACACUUUGUAGUGUCCAGGCAGAAAGAGAGCAAAAGGGUAAAGUAUAUGUUUUACACCUGGGAGCCCUGGGUUUGAUCCCUGCACUUUUGGGAUUUUUUGAUCCCAAAAGAAUGGAGCUGAUCAUAGCUCCUCCCAGCACCACUGGUAUGGCCCCAAAACAAAACCAAAAAUGUUUCUAAUACUAAUAAACGGGACUCAGGGUUCCUUACAGUCAAAAAUGGACACAAUCCUUUUUUCUUCUUCCCCACGGAGAGCAGCUUGUACGUGGCUCUAUCUGGAUCCUGACCUCUCACAAACUUGCUGAACCAGAAUACAACAGUUCUGGUUACGCCCAAAUCUAGACUGAGCAACAGAAUUCAGGACUUAACUUGGAACUCAGCUGUAAUUUCCAAUCAUUCACACUCAGGAAGCUUGGGACUGAGGCCAAAGUGAUGGUACAGCGGGUAGGGCAUUCGCCUCACAUGUGGCCAACCCAGAUUCAAUUCCUGGCAUCCUAUAUAGUCCGCUGAGCACUGUCAAGAGUAAUUCCUGAGUGCAGAGCCAGGAGUGACCCAUAAACAUAGUCGGGUGUGACCAAAACAAACAAACAAAAAAGAAACCUUGGGACAGGGUAAAUUCUGUGAGAUCCUUUAUGGAGCAGACAAGACUAGGGU
Molecule: messenger RNA, 4762 nt
Organism: Sorex araneus (European shrew)
Lineage: Eukaryota; Metazoa; Chordata; Mammalia; Eulipotyphla; Soricidae
Gene: PGAM2
Product: phosphoglycerate mutase 2
Exons: 4
Coding region: 3077-3838 (253 amino acids)
Biological process (GO): glycolytic process
Molecular function (GO): intramolecular phosphotransferase activity
Source: RefSeq, a predicted model, not a curated record